ACAGGAUAGCCUGGCAUGCAGUGGUCCACUGGGUCGCAGAGAGUUGGGCGUGACUUUUUUAAGUUGAUUGAUUAAUAAAGUAGAGGUAAUAAUAAAUUACAUAUAAAUCUAAUGACAAAUCCUUCAAUAUAGGUGCCUUUUACAAUUUAAUACACAAUAAACUCUAUCACUGUUUGAAAUAGGGCAUCCCUGGUAUUUUAUGUUGAUCCCUGUUGGAUAAGCCAUCAGAAGUGAAACAACUUCUAAAAUGUCAUUUAUUUUCAAUCCCACCUGUUAGAACUGGCCCACACAUGUCACUUAAGCAGUUGAAGCUGUAGGUAAUCCAUUUCCAAGUUUACAGUCCCAGAUUUAGUGCUCUUCACUAAGGAGUGUUUUCAUAGUAUCAGACCUUUUUUGUUUCCUUAGGAAGAAACACCAACGCUAUGGCGGUCUCUGUUGUUGUUUCAAAGUCCAGUGAACAAAGAAACUUACUUAUGUGUGUUGUGUUAGUUUGCUUUCUUCCUGAGCAAUUCUGCCUUGUGUUACAGGAUAUUGCUGAAUCUCUUCAAUCAGAAGCUUUGCUGCAAAUAGAGAAUUUUUGUCAAGGCUUGAAUUAAGAGGAAAAAGGAGAAGUAUUUGAAGGAUUACAAAGAAAUUUCAAUGAUUGCUGAAUAAAUGCUAAACAAAUACAACUGACUGUAACUGUAGCAUCUGCUUCGUGUGACAAAAUGGAGGCUUUUGUUUGCAUCAAGGUGAUGCCUGUACUGGGACUGAAGUUCUUUGGAAGUGUUGGGUUGUAACAAUAAACAGCAAACCAUUUUUAAUGGUGUUUUGCAAAGUAUCUUUGUAGGAGCUUCUGCUGUGUGGUCAUCAGGAGGUACCUUGGAAAUACAAGGAGCUUAGGAGGCAGUCAUGGAAAAAAUGGCUAGAGUGACCACAGCCCUUGGCGGCAAUACCAUAACGGGACGGACCAUGUUCUGCCACCUGGAUGCCCCUGCCAAUGCCAUUAGUGUGUGCCGUGAUGCUGCCCAGGUGGUGGUAGCUGGGCGCAACAUCUUUAAGAUCUACUCCAUAGAAGAAGACCAAUUUGUGGAGAAACUGAACUUGCGUGUAGGUCGCAAGCCGUCUCUGAACUUCAGCUGUGCUGAUGUGGUAUGGCACCAGAUGGAUGAGAAUUUGCUGGCCACUGCAGCCACUAAUGGUGUUGUUGUGACCUGGAACCUUGGCAAGCCAUCCCGUAAUAAGCAGGACCAGCUUUUCACUGAGCACAAGCGAACAGUUAAUAAGGUGUGCUUCCAUCCCACAGAGGUUUAUAUGCUGCUCAGUGGCUCCCAGGAUGGCUACAUGAAAUGCUUUGACUUGCGCAAGAAAGAUUCUGUUAGCACAUUCUCAGGUCAGUCAGAAAGUGUGCGUGAUGUCCAGUUUAGCAUACGUGAUUACUUUACCUUUGCUGCAACCUUUGAGAAUGGCAACGUUCAGCUGUGGGACAUCCGCCGGCCUGACCGCUAUGAGAGGAUGUUCACAGCCCACAACGGGCCUGUAUUCUGUUGUGAUUGGCAUCCAGAAGACAGGGGCUGGUUGGCAACAGGAGGUCGAGACAAGAUGGUGAAGGUUUGGGACAUGAACACCAACAGGGCCAAAGAGAUCUACUGUGUGCAGACAAUAGCCUCUGUGGCGAGGGUCAAGUGGCGACCAGAAUGCAGGCACCACAUCGCCACGUGCUCCAUGAUGGUGGACCACAACAUUUACGUGUGGGACAUACGGCGCCCUUUCAUUCCCUCUGCCAUGUUCGAAGAGCACAAGGAUGUCACCACGGGGAUUGUGUGGCGUCAUCUCCAUGACCCUUACUUCCUCCUGUCCGGCUCCAAGGACAGCACUCUUUACCAGCACAUCUUCAAAGAUGCCAGCCAGCCCAUUGACCGGGCCAACCCUGAGGGCCUUUGCUACAGCCUCUUUGGGGACCUGGCUUUUGCAGCCAAGGAGAGCCUCAUCUCAUCCGAUUCGAACCGCAAGCCCUACAUCGGAGACCGGCGCCACCCUAUCUUCUUCAAGCGCAAGCUCGAUCCCACAGAGCAGUUUGAGUUCAUCUCCUCCUCCAGUGCCCUGAGUGUCUUUGAAGCAGACACGGAAUGCGAUGCUGGCAGCAUGGACUGGUUUGUGCGAACCGCCAAGCAGUAUGUGCUGGCGGGGAGGCCUCUGGCUGAGCUGUGUGACCAUAAUGCCAAAGUAGCCAAAGAGCUGAAACGCAACCAGGUUGCUCAGACAUGGACGAUGCUCCGGAUCAUUUACUCCAGUCCUAGCACUGUGCCCACUACAAACUUAAAUCACAGCUUAGGGAAGAGUAGCUCCAGCCUUCCGCUCAUGAAUAGCUUCAACCUGAAAGAUAUUCCUUCUGGGAUGGGCAGUGAGUCAAGGCUGGAGCGGAGCAAGGGAGAGAACCGGCCCGAAAACAUCCUCAUGGAUUCUUCCUCCACCCUGAUCAAUAAUGAUGAGAAUGAGGAGACUGAAGGCAGUGACGUCCCUGCUGAUUAUCUCCUUGGGGAUGUGGAAGGGGAUGAAGAUGACCUGUACAUGCUGGACCAUGAAAACCCCCACACUGAGGAGCAGGAGUACAUCCUUCCCCAGGAGGCCUUCCCUCUGCGUCAUGAGAUUGUGGACAACCCUUCUGCUUUGGACCACUUGCAGGACAAAGCGGACUCGCCCCACGUCAGCGGCAACGAGGCAGAAACGGUUUCCCUGACACCUGUGGAGUCUUUCUCGCUAAUCUCCAUCUCUCAUUCUCUGUAUGAGAACCGGCUGCCUGCUGACUUCUUCAGUCCCAUCGUCCGUGACAUGCUGCUUUUCUACGCCGAGCAGGGGGAUGUGCAGAUGGCAGUGUCUGUGCUCAUCGUGCUGGGAGAUCGUGUCCGGAAGGAGAUUGAUGACCAGGCACAGGAACACUGGUACAUGUCCUACAUUGACUUGCUGCAGCGCUUCCAGCUGUGGAACAUCUCGAAUGAGGUGAUCAAACUGAGCACAUGCAGAGCCAUCAACUGCCUCAACCAGGCCUCCACGACGCUGCACAUCAACUGCAGCAAUUGCAAAAGGCCCAUGAGCAACAAGGGCUGGAUUUGUGACAGGUGUCGGCAGUGUGCCAGCAUGUGCGCCGUGUGCCAUCAUGUGGUGAAGGGCCUGUUCGUGUGGUGCCAGGGCUGCAGUCAUGGUGGCCACCUGCAGCACAUCAUGAAAUGGCUGGAGACCAGCUCUCACUGCCCUGCAGGAUGCGGCCACCUCUGUGAAUACACCUGAACCGAAAGGAACGGUGUCCGUGAGAGAACAAAAGGUGGUCUGGUGACUGCUUAGAACUGACACGGAGAACUCCUGCUUGUGCGAGGCAUUAAGGCCACCGGUGUUCGUGUCCCGGGCAGCUGCGUGAGAAAGCACCGUGCGAAGGGACCUUCUUUACUUCAGGACAAGUGGCGAAACUUCUAAUGCUCAGGGAUCCUUCUGGAAAGCUUCACCUAGUCACUUCUAUUUAUUGUUUUACAGCUACAUAAACGGGAUUUUUUUGUUACUAUGAUUCUAUUCAAACCUGCUUAAUAAGUCAAGAUGGCCACAGCAAGAUCCAACCCAAUUUUUUUAUAUUGAAUUAAAAGAGCGGAGCAAACUUGA
Molecule: messenger RNA, 3630 nt
Organism: Varanus komodoensis (Komodo dragon)
Lineage: Eukaryota; Metazoa; Chordata; Lepidosauria; Squamata; Varanidae
Gene: WDR24
Product: WD repeat domain 24
Exons: 9
Coding region: 892-3267 (791 amino acids)
Biological process (GO): positive regulation of TOR signaling
Molecular function (GO): protein binding
Source: RefSeq, a predicted model, not a curated record